Penicillium macrosclerotiorum is the source of this 1260-nucleotide messenger RNA. RefSeq names its product Gfo/Idh/MocA family protein. The record is from RefSeq and is a predicted model, not a curated record. The transcript has a single exon. The coding region runs from base 1 to 1260 and encodes 419 amino acids. NCBI's taxonomy places the organism in Eukaryota, Fungi, Ascomycota, Eurotiomycetes, Eurotiales, Aspergillaceae. Gene Ontology annotation, molecular function: nucleotide binding; oxidoreductase activity. Gene Ontology annotation, cellular component: cytoplasm. Gene Ontology annotation, biological process: NADPH regeneration.
AUGUCCACCCCGGUCCUGCGGCUCGGCAUCCUGGGCGCCACCAACGUCGUCCAAUCCACUUACCUCCCCAUCCUCUCCUCGCUCACGACCUAUUUCACUCUCACCACCAUCUAUCAUACUGAUCGUGACCUUGCAGCUCACUGCCAAAAGCAGUUUAACAUCCCUCAUUCCACCACGUCCCCCGAUGACCUCAUCCACCAUCCUGAGGUCGAGCUUGUUCUUAACCUCCUUCCCUUCGACUGUCAUGAGCAGUAUACUCUCGCCACCCUCGAGGCUGGCAAGCAUGUUAUGGUAGAUGUGCCCCUUGCCCUGAACAUCCGCAGUCUACGGCGUAUCCGCGAUGCUCGCAAAAAGGGCGCCGCCACCCACAGCACCACGCCAAAGGUCUUUGUCGGAUGCCCGCGUCGCUAUGCGCCUUGCUUCACCGACGUCUUCAAGAAAGAACUCGCCUCCCUGGGCCGAAUUUACUACGCACGUUGCCGCAACAUCACAGGGCCGACACUGUCACCCGCAAAUACUGAUCUUGCCCGCCGUGACCCUUCCAACGGGCUUAACGUUCCCACUACCUCCCUGCGCGCCUUCCUCGCCGACACAUUCGGGGCCGACGAGGACAUGAGCGCCGACCGUGCCGCGUUCUGUCAUUUUCUCGGCACCAUGGGCUGCCACGAUCUGUCCCUGAUGCGCGAGUCGCUGGGCCACCCGGAUGCCGUAUCUAACAUCUCCAUUAUGGAGCCCUUCUUCGCGGCUAUGUUUCACUACACGGACGGCUCUCCGGACAACGGGCACCCCUUCACACUCGUCUACGAGGCCGGUAUUGACGCUGUGCCCCGCUGCGACGCCCAUCUCACCAUCUACGCCGAGCGCAAGUCCCUCAGUGUGCAGUACGACUUCCCGAGCCCCGGACUCGCCGGCGGCCCAGAACCAACGGUGCGCGUGGUCAUCGAAGAACCGGAGCCACAGCCGGCAGGCCUCGCGGUGGGCGUGGAUGUGACGGAAAACGGGCACGGCGUCGCCAACGGUUCUGGAAAGAGCACGGCCCGGGCGUGCGUCCAGCGGCGGGAGUUCGUAAGCACCGCGACAGAAGCAUACGCGCAGGAGUUCCGGGCGAUGCAUGCGUAUCUGGUCGGCGGGGAGACCGACGCAGGUACCAAUGAAGCGAAGACGACGACAGAUGAUGUGCUGGAUGAUCUGAAACUGCUACAUAUGAUCUUCGAGCACUAUGACCGGCAGUGCGGCACGAUACGUACCCCGCUGGGCUAA